CAUUUUUUUUUCGUUUUUUUUGUGUAAAAGCAAAAUUUACAGCAUUUGUUUGUAAAUGCAAAUGUGUGCGUGUGUCUGCGCGUUUGCAAAGCUGCACAUACACGGAAAAUCUGAAGUACAGAUACACAUACCUAUAUAAGCGUAUGCGAAUGUAGUGAUUUUUUUCUUUUUUUUUCGGCUAAUAUUUGUAAGAAUCCUGGAAAAUUACAAGCGACAAGAGUAAUUAAAUAAAAACAAAUACAAAAACACAAAAUGGGUCUUAAUGGAUGUUGUUCGUGCGUCAAAUUUUUGAUGAUCCUCAUUAAUAUAUUAUUUUGGAUCAUUGGUUUAACGAUUGUUAUCGCUUCAGCUUGGAUGCUAACCGAUCCAACGUUUGUUUUAUCAAUGACACAAUCGUAUAAUCAUUAUUAUAUCGCUUUGUAUGUCUUUCUGGGCAUCGGCGUACUCAUCACUGUUGGUGCAUUUUUUGGCUGUUGUGGCGUUUUAAAAGAAUCGCAAUGUUUGCUAGUGUCGUUUUUCUGCGUUAUACUAAUUGUGAUGGUGGCGCAAAUAGCUGCUGGUGCUUGGGCAUUCCAUAACAAAGACAAACUUGAUGAUAUUGUACGAGCUUCGGUUAAAUACUCAGUGCAGGAGGAGUACGGUCAAUCCAGUAUGAGUUCGCGUACUGUUACCUUUGACACCAUACAAAAGAAUUUAAAAUGCUGUGGAGCGGAUGGUCCUAGCGAUUGGGCUACCAGUCGGUUCAAUAAUGUCGAUCGGACAAAUAUCGUUGAUAUCGCCAUCUCAUCCAUGAAUGUAUUCUACAAUAUACCCGAAUCAUGCUGUAAAGAUGAAUUAAAGGAGAACGUAUGUGAAAUGUCGAGGAAAUUGAAAUUCGGCGGCACUUUCAAUCCGGCCAUACAUCAACAAGGUUGCGUUGAUAAGCUGAUUGAAUUGAUUUAUGAGAAUUGGGUUCUACUGUUUGGUGUAACGGCCGGUGUCAUAUUGCUGGAAUUAUUGGCUUUGACUUUCUCAUUGAGUUUGUGCUGCGCCGUUCGUAAUCAUCAAUACAAAGCCUGAGAAUUACAGAAUUCCCAAAGGGAAAUAUCAGACGAUGAGAAAUACUAACUAGAUUAUGUUUAAGUAAUUAAAACCAAAUAUUACACGAAAUGCACAAUGAACAAUUUUAUUAAUUAUAUGAAAAAAAGAGAGAGAAAAACAACAACAACAACAACAACAGCAACAACAACUCAAC
Molecule: messenger RNA, 1234 nt
Organism: Glossina fuscipes
Lineage: Eukaryota; Metazoa; Arthropoda; Insecta; Diptera; Glossinidae
Product: CD81 antigen
Exons: 5
Coding region: 253-1059 (268 amino acids)
Cellular component (GO): membrane
Source: RefSeq, a predicted model, not a curated record